This is a messenger RNA of Suncus etruscus (white-toothed pygmy shrew), 671 nucleotides long. RefSeq names its product ATP synthase F1 subunit delta (gene ATP5F1D). Gene Ontology annotation, biological process: proton motive force-driven ATP synthesis. Bases 71 to 577 code for a protein of 168 amino acids. Gene Ontology annotation, molecular function: proton-transporting ATP synthase activity, rotational mechanism. The record is from RefSeq and is a predicted model, not a curated record. The transcript has 5 exons. NCBI's taxonomy places the organism in Eukaryota, Metazoa, Chordata, Mammalia, Eulipotyphla, Soricidae.
CUCCUCGCCCUCCAGCUUUCGGGUGUCCGGCGUCGAGUCCGCCUUGCCGUUUGCCUCUGCCGCCGCCUCCAUGCUGCCCGCCGCGCUCCUCCGCCGCUCCGGCCUCGGCCGCCUCGUGCGCCAGGCUCGAGCCUACGCCGAGGCCGCCGCCGCCCCGGCCUCCGCCGCGGCUCCCGGACAGAUGUCCUUCACCUUCGCCUCCCCCACGCAGGUGUAUUUCAACGGCGCCAACGUGCGACAGGUGGACGUGCCUACGCAGACGGGCGCCUUCGGCAUCCUGGCCUCCCACGUCCCUACCCUGCAGGUCCUGCGGCCCGGGCUGGUCGUGGUCCACGCCGAGGAUGGGACUGCCACCAAGUACUUCGUGAGCAGCGGCACCAUUACAGUCAACGCUGACUCCUCCGUGCAGCUGCUUGCCGAAGAGGCUGUGACGCUGGACAUGCUGGACCUGGGGACCGCCAAGGCGAACCUGGAGAAGGCGCACGCUGAGCUGUCCGGGGCCACGGACGAGGCUGCCAAGGCUGAGGUCCAGAUCCGUAUCGAAGCAAAUGAGGCCUUGGUGAAAGCGCUAGAGUAGGGAACCCGCCGCCGACGAGAGAUGCUCAGACCAGCUUCGAUGGACAGACACCCCAACCCUGGCGUGCACCCCGAUUAAAGACCAGGAAGCCCCA